Molecule: messenger RNA, 870 nt
Organism: Anthonomus grandis grandis
Lineage: Eukaryota; Metazoa; Arthropoda; Insecta; Coleoptera; Curculionidae
Product: trypsin-6-like
Exons: 7
Coding region: 52-831 (259 amino acids)
Biological process (GO): proteolysis
Molecular function (GO): serine-type endopeptidase activity
Source: RefSeq, a predicted model, not a curated record
AUUGCUUAUAAAACUACGCACUAAGUUAAAUUUUUUUAGAAAAUUUAAAAAAUGAGGUUAUUUUACGGCAUUUUUGUAUUAGUUUUUUGCAUUGGACAGUGCUAUAGUCACGAUCCGCUUUCUUUGAUUGAUGGCGUCAAUGCCACCGAGGGAGAAUUCCCUUAUAUGGUAUCUCUACGUUUGGGUAGGAUUAUAGGAGAACAUGCCUGCGGAGGUUCCAUUAUAGGGCCAACGUGGGUUUUGAGUGCGGCCCAUUGCAUGAGUUUAUAUGCCGUCAGGUUCGGUACGAUCAAAUUGAACAAUUAUAAAACCGAUCCUGAAUACACAAUGAAAAUAAAAAACUAUUAUCCGCAUCCCGAUUUUGACUUGAUCAGAGUUAAUAGAACUUGGGGGUACCCCAUAAACGAUAUCGCCCUAUAUGAGCUGGAAGAGCCUUUACCGUACGGUCCCAAUGUACAACCAAUUAAGCUAGCAGCCAAAGAUCAAACUAUUCCAUAUAAAAAGAUGGGAAUUUUUGCUGGUUGGGGAUACACCUCGAAUUGGGGGGAUUCUUCAGAUAUCUUGCAAAAAAUCAAUAUAACCCUCUACGAACCUGAUUACUGCAUUCAUAAUUCUAUGGAUAUCUAUCAGAACGACGGUACCGACAUCUGUGCAGGUUCCGAUAAAAAAGGACGGGGCGUUUGCUAUACAGAUUCGGGUGGUCCAUUUGUCGUGGAUGGCAUUCAAUAUGGAGUUCUAUCCUGGAUGACGGUCCCUUGUGGCAGCCACGUAGUCGGUUUCAGCAACAUCGUGCACUUUAGAGAUUGGAUUUUUAGCAUUUCAGGCAUUUAAACAAAAUUACCUUAUAUUAUGAAUAAAGCAUUAAAAACC